This is a messenger RNA of Solanum lycopersicum (tomato), 1526 nucleotides long. RefSeq names its product E3 ubiquitin-protein ligase ATL6-like. The record is from RefSeq and is a predicted model, not a curated record. NCBI's taxonomy places the organism in Eukaryota, Viridiplantae, Streptophyta, Magnoliopsida, Solanales, Solanaceae.
AAACAUUACAAAAAUCUCAGUUAUCCUAUUACAUAUCCCGUCCUCCCUUUCAACAAUAUUAAUUUGUAAGUAACGUAAAAUAACCUAUGAUAUUUUGUCUUUGUAUAUAUGCAUCUAUAUUUCCCCUUUUCUUAUCAUACAUUCAAAAUUCUUCCCUCUCACUUUUUCUCUUCCUCAAGCAAUUCCACUUGAAGUUCCUUUUUUUCCUAUUAUCAUCAACCAUCACUAUUUCUCUAUUUUUUCGAGGAAAAUGAAGCGUAAGACGAAUACAUUUUAUUUCGUCUUAUGCUUUUUUUGCAUAGUAGCAGAAGCUGGUACAAUCUUAGACACACCAUCAAUAUCUCCAACAACGUUAACACACUCGAUAGACCCGUCAAAUGUUCAAAUUAGCCCAACGUUAGCGGUAAUACUUGCUUGUCUUGUAUUAAUCCUAUUCGCCGGUGUCUUCAUAUAUAUGCGUCGUAUGAGCCCCGAUUCCUUCGAUCAUUCAUUAGGUUUUCAUUUUCUACGAAAUCGUUCUCCUAUCUCUCGAGGGCUCGAUCCUGAGAUCAUUAAAACAUUUCCAGUGUUCAUCUAUUCAGAUGUCAAAUCAUUAAAUUUAGGCAAAUCCAUCUUAGAAUGCGCGGUUUGUCUCAACGAAUUCGAAGAGGAAGAAACUCUCCGUCUCUUACCAAAUUGUCAUCAUGUUUUUCACCCCGAAUGUAUCGAUGCUUGGCUCGCCUUCCGAACCACUUGCCCCGUCUGCCGAACCAAUCUCAAAACCAAACCAAUCAACCAAACCAAUCCUCAACAUGUAAAUUCAGUUACUGACACUGUCAUUGAUAUCCACACGACAAGUCAUUGUGGACCCCAGGGUCCACGAGAGGUAAAUAAUGCAUCGCCUAAUAAUAUUUCGAAUUUUAGUAAUGCAAAAAGGAAAACUACUGAUUUUAUUAGCAUUGCAAGAAAAUCAUCAACACCUAGACGAACGAAUAUAUCGCGUAUGUUUAAUCGAUCACACUCAACGGGUCAUUCGUUGAUUCAACCGGGUCAAAAUUGCGAGAGGUUUACGCUAAAAUUACCGGAGGAUGCACGUAAAAGAUUGAUGGAGUUAAGCUUGAGUAGAGCUUAUAACAAUGGUGAAGUUUUAUCUCUAGAGAGGAGUUCAUCGAAAGGGUACCGGUUCGAACCGGGAAAUGGGCGGUUCAAGUUUUUAUCGACUCCGAAUUUGUUAUCGAAUAAACCCGGUUCGUCAAAGGAGGAGAAAAGUGAAAAAGAACCGAAGAAUCUGUUGAAGUCCGUUAAGUCGCCGUUAAGUUUGUUAUGUUUGACGGAAAAGGAGGAAACGGGAGAAAGAUCUUUUACUUAUUUAAGAUCUAAUCCUUCAAGUUAGAUAAAUUUACAUAUUUCUUUUUUAAUUUUUACAUAAAGAUUCUUUAUCAUAAAAAAAAAGUAAUAUAUUGUAUAUAGUGAUUGAUUGGAUAGUUAAUAGGAAAUUAUGGCGAAUAACAAAAAUAAAUAGAGGAAAACGAUUUUUUUGUUUUUAA